AAGGCGUGCCAACAUAGCCUAAAAAUCCAACAUCUUUUAUAACUUUGUUUUGAUUAAUCAAAAUUUUAAAGAAAUUACAAUUGAAAGUUUAGUAAUGCAUACUUAAAUGAUUUUAAAGUAUUUCCUCACAACAACAUGGCAUUAAGUCGUAUGUGGAAGGUUUCCGAUAUAUGUUCUACGAAAUGUAUGGCGAUUUUGAGGCCGCAAAGGAACGAAAGCAAGUUUAGGCAACAAAUUAGACAGUUUAGAAAAGGAAAAAACAACGAAAUAAACGAAAAUGUUGAUAGUGUUGCCACCCCUUUCACAGCAGUUUGUUACGAGUACAGAACAUUGAGUUUAAAGAGUCUUUGGAAACCGUUUUUAUUUACUGCGGGGUUUACUGCAGCAUCAUUUGGUGGAGCUGCAAUAUGGGAGUAUGAAAACAUGAGAUCCCAUGCAAGAAGCAUGCUAAAAAAGCCCAUAAAGUUCUUCAAAAGAAAAACUGAAGUAAUGAAUGCACAUUCGAGUGGCAUGAUGAAAGAAGUUAAAAAUUGGUGGAAUUCUUUGAGUCCAGGUGAAAGAGUUUUCGUUCCAAUAUGCGCCCUAAACGUCCUAAUUUUUGCUGCUUGGAGGGUUCCCAGGCUACAACCGUUUAUGUUGAAAAAUUUCUGUUCAAAUCCGGCCAGUCCUAAUGUUUGUUGGCCAAUGCUUUUAUCAACUUUCAGCCAUUACUCCCUAUUCCAUUUAUUGGCCAAUAUGUAUGUAUUGCAUAGUUUCAGUGCAGGAGCUGUUCAUAGCUUAGGACAGGAGCAAUUUUUGGCUCUUUAUUUAAGUGGAGGGGUUAUUUCUAGCUUUACAAGUUACUUAUAUAAAGUUGUGAUGAAAAAACCUGGACUCUCUUUGGGAGCUUCUGGAGCUAUAAUGACUAUUUUAAGUUAUGUAUGCACUCAGUAUCCAGAAACCCGUUUGGGCAUAAUUUUGUUGCCCUUUUUUACAUUUUCUGCAGGAACGGCUAUCAAAUUUAUUGUGGGUCUUGAUACUGCUGGAGUAAUUAUGGGUUGGAAGUUCUUUGACCAUGCCGCCCAUUUAGGAGGAGCAGCCACAGGAAUUGCCUGGGCAUUAUAUGGUAAUCAAUAUGUGUGGCAAAAACGAGAACCUUUGCUACAAUACUGGCAUGACAUAAGAGGAUCAAUUAAAUAAAUAACAUAUACAACUCGUUUAUAGCGUAUAUUUGUACAUAAAACUCAAAAUGAAUUAUAUUUAAUAAUCUAAUUUAUAUAUUAAAAAAUAAUUCGCGAAAGUUGUUUUUUAUG
Brassicogethes aeneus is the source of this 1292-nucleotide messenger RNA. The record is from the annotation of a GenBank genome assembly. NCBI's taxonomy places the organism in Eukaryota, Metazoa, Arthropoda, Insecta, Coleoptera, Nitidulidae.